Molecule: messenger RNA, 327 nt
Organism: Penicillium brevicompactum
Lineage: Eukaryota; Fungi; Ascomycota; Eurotiomycetes; Eurotiales; Aspergillaceae
Exons: 2
Coding region: 1-327 (108 amino acids)
Source: RefSeq, a predicted model, not a curated record
AUGGGAUACUGGCUACGUGCACAGAAGGCCAACUGGACCCGUGAUUGGGUUCAGGGUAUAGCCGAACAACCUAUGAUGGAAAAUGUUGAUUACCCUCCCUCCCCUCAGUCGGAGACGGAAGUUGACCAAGAAAUUGCGGUGCCGGACUCUGUUGAUCCGUCUACCUCUGUGUCUAGCUUCCAGCGAACCACUACGACUGACUCGGAAUCGGCGUCCCCCGAGCUAUCAGCAACCCCCGGCCACCAGAACGUCUGCGCUCGGAAGCUGGAUCGUGCUUUGAACAAGCUUUCCCGCCUUUGCGACUGGAUCAGAGCCCGGACCAAAUAA